AAGGUUACAAAUACUGGAUAUGGCUCUUCACCUCCAAUAGACACACAACUGCCGUCCUUCAUUUUCUCGCAUAUCCAUCGCCAUUGGUGCCCCACAUUGCGUAUAUCAAUACCUGUGUUGGCGAUCCGACGAAUUCCAGCUGCAGCCAGGGAUAGAGAUCCUGUCGUAGAUGUGAAGGGGGGUGCAUACCGCAAGGCUUGCGUGUUUGCACAGCAACCUUUUCUGGCCUGUGAAGCGAUGAGCAGCCUUAGGAAUGACAACAGCAGCAGCGAAGGUGAAAUGCCGUGCCCCGAAACGAAACCGAAGUUUAGGCCUUUGAACUGCGAUGAUGAGGACAAGAAAAAGUUCCCCUAUGUGGAAGUUUGCGGUCCCGACAAGUCCUCUCGAAGAUUUGCCUUAGGGACCAGAGCAAGCUUCGCCGUGGAUCGCUUCAACAAGAAGCUUGUGGACGCCGUGAAACCCGUCGUAUGCGUGGAGGCUUUCAAGGAGGGAGAAGACCCCAUCGAGUUCGGGCCCGACGCUCCCCUCAUGUCCAUGUGCACCUGGAAUCUACGCGUUGUUCAAGAAGCCCCCUUUCAGCCCAUCGGGGUGGGCGACAAGAUCCCCAACGGUGAGCUCACAUACCUCGACGGCUGCGGCAAAUUGCAAACUCACCUUAUCUACGACCUCGUGAGGGAAAAAAGGGUGGUGUUCUUCGGUGUCCCUGGAGCAUUCACCCCAACAUGCAGUUUAAAGCACGUUCCUGGAUUCAUCGAGCGCGCCGCAGAGAUUUUAGACAGAGGGAUCAACGAGAUCGUCUGCAUCACAGUGAACGAUCCAUUCGUGGUGAAGGAGUGGGAGAAGACGUACCCUGAGAACAAGCACGUCAGGUUUCUGUGCGACGGUUCGGCGAUCUGGACGAAGAAGAUCGGGCUGGAGCUGGACUUGUAUGAUCGAGGCAUGGGGGUGCGAUCUCGCAGGUACAGCUUGAUGAUUUGCGACACCGUUGUCCGCAUUGCCAACAUCGAAGAGGGCGGAGGCUUGGAGACGUCGACUGCGAGUCGCAUGCUGAAGGACUUGAACACCGGCAAGGACAUGGUGUUGCCUCCCUGAAUGGGCUUGUUCCCCUUCUUCCAUUGUCCCAUAUUGUCCUGUGUAUGAAAUGAAUUUAGGUCUUCGUAUUGAAACAUCUUAAUACGAGGCUUUGGUGUGUGUUGCAAGUGAUGCUUGUUGUGGAGAUCCAUUUCGAAGGUUGUGGGUUCAACGACUAAUUUCAACCUUUCCAAAAGCUAAUAGGUUACUAGUAUGAGUAAUCAUGGUAGAGUGUAAAUAUUAAAUGUGUUGAUUCUCAUUCUUUUUUUCUUUUUUUUUCCCUUUUUCUUUUUUGAAUGCAAGUGCAUUAGAGAGAUUCUUUGUGGUGUAGUGUGGUUGUUAAAUCAAUAUUGCUUUAAAAAAGAAAAUGGGAUCAUACAUUAUUUCUCCUUGAAGGUCUUAAUGUUAUUGUAGUCAGAAAAUAGGAGAAGAUAUAUAUCUUGAGAACAAUCCCCUUUGACUUGAAUGUAAAAGUUUAAUAUCUUAUCUAAUGAAUGGUGGAUUGAAGUCA
This is a messenger RNA of Physcomitrium patens, 1582 nucleotides long. Its product is annotated as peroxiredoxin-2. The record is from RefSeq and is a predicted model, not a curated record. NCBI's taxonomy places the organism in Eukaryota, Viridiplantae, Streptophyta, Bryopsida, Funariales, Funariaceae. Gene Ontology annotation, molecular function: thioredoxin peroxidase activity. Gene Ontology annotation, cellular component: cytoplasm. Gene Ontology annotation, biological process: cell redox homeostasis; cellular response to oxidative stress; hydrogen peroxide catabolic process.